UUCGAUCACCACCCUCGGCCGUAUAAAGGGAUGAUGGGAGAUGAGAUCAUGAAGAAGAGGAAGGAGUUUCUCGGUCCCUCGCUGUUUUAUUACUAUCAGAAACCGCUCAACAUUGUGGAAGGGAAGAUGCAAUAUUUAUAUGAUGAGAGUGGUAAGCGUUAUCUUGAUGCAUUUGCUGGCAUUGUGACAGUCUCAUGUGGGCAUUGCCAUCCUGAUGUGGUGAAUGCUGUGGUGGAGCAAAGUAAGAUCCUCCAGCACACCACCACUAUUUAUCUACACCAUGCAAUUGUUGAAUUUGCAGAAGCUUUAGCGUCAAAAAUGCCGGGAAACCUAAAGGUUGUUUAUUUUGUCAAUUCGGGUACUGAAGCUAAUGAGUUAGCAACAUUGAUGGCUCGUCUAUACACUGGUAACCUUAACAUGGUUGCCCUGAGAAAUGCAUAUCAUGGUGGAAGUGCAGGAACAAUUGGCCUAACAGCUUUGAAUACUUGGAAAUACCCAAUACCUCAGGGUGAAAUCCAUCACAUCAUGAAUCCUGAUCCAUACCGUGGGGUAUUUGGAUCUGAUGCUACACGUUAUGCGAAAGAAUUAGAAGAUCAUAUUGCUUAUGGUACUUCUGGCAAAGUUGCAGGAUUUAUCGCUGAAACUUUUCAGGGAGUCGGAGGUGCUGUUGAACUGGCUCCUGGCUACCUAAAGUUGGUGUAUGAUAUUGUUCGCAAGUCUGAUGGUGUUUGCAUAGCCGAUGAAGUUCAGAGUGGGUUUGGUCGCACCGGAAGUCACUAUUGGGGAUUUGAGACUCAGGGUGUUGUUCCAGACAUAGUCACAAUGGCGAAGGGUAUUGGCAAUGGUUUACCACUAGGAGCAGUGGUGACAACUCCUGAAAUAGCACAAGUGAUGUCUCAAAAAAUUCAGUUCAAUACCUUUGGUGGGAACCCUGUGUGUUCUGCUGGUGGACUUGCAGUGCUCAAGGCUCUUGACAAGGAAAAGCGACAAGGUCAUUGUGCUGAUGUUGGGUCCCACUUAGUUGAGCGGUUGACAGCACUUCAGCAAAAGCAUGAAAUCAUUGGAGAUGUGAGAGGCAGGGGUCUGAUGCUAGGAGUAGAGCUUGUGACUGAUAGAAAAGAGAAGACUCCUGCCAAGGUAGAGACAGGAGUAUUGUUUGAGAAGCUGAAGGAUCUUGGUGUCCUAGUUGGGAAAGGAGGACUUCAUGGAAAUGUCUUCAGAAUAAAACCACCAAUGUGCUUCACAAGAGCAGACGCAGAUUUCUUAGUCGACGCAUUGGAUUAUGCUAUAUCAGGGUUGUGAAGUUUCUAAAGAGUUCGGGCAGGUAAGAAAUCAAGUAGAAGAGCUGUGUGUUGCAGUGGUCCAACUGGGUGGACAAGGAGACGGAGGGGAAUUGGAUUGAAUCACCCCAUCUGUAAUGAAACAUUUGUGUUGAUUGGAAUACAAGUUUAGAGAGAGGAAUGAAAAUUUAGAGAAAUUCAGUCAGCUUUGUUACCCUCUUUAUACCAUUGUGUCGUGCGUCUUAUCAUCGAAUCUGAGACUCGGAUGGCAUGCGCUAAAUUUUGGGGGACACAAGAGAAUAAGUUUGGGGUCACCAAAUCUAACACUUGGCUCUAUGAUUGUGAAUAGAAUGUAUUCUUGUCAGAAGUAUUUUUUUUUUUUAACUGAACUAGUUGAGGAGUACUACAAGAUCAUUAAAUCA
Molecule: messenger RNA, 1702 nt
Organism: Asparagus officinalis (garden asparagus)
Lineage: Eukaryota; Viridiplantae; Streptophyta; Magnoliopsida; Asparagales; Asparagaceae
Product: alanine--glyoxylate aminotransferase 2 homolog 1, mitochondrial
Exons: 9
Biological process (GO): glyoxylate catabolic process
Cellular component (GO): mitochondrion
Molecular function (GO): L-alanine:glyoxylate transaminase activity; pyridoxal phosphate binding
Source: RefSeq, a predicted model, not a curated record